Molecule: messenger RNA, 2553 nt
Organism: Hevea brasiliensis (rubber tree)
Lineage: Eukaryota; Viridiplantae; Streptophyta; Magnoliopsida; Malpighiales; Euphorbiaceae
Product: probable 1-deoxy-D-xylulose-5-phosphate synthase 2, chloroplastic
Exons: 9
Coding region: 129-2330 (733 amino acids)
Biological process (GO): terpenoid biosynthetic process
Molecular function (GO): 1-deoxy-D-xylulose-5-phosphate synthase activity
Source: RefSeq, a predicted model, not a curated record
CUUACCUCUCAGGCUCUCUUCUCUAGCUAUCUGCAAUCACUAGAGCUUCUUCUUCUUCUUCUUCUUCUUCGUCUCAAGCUUUAGCUAACUCUUAAUUAAUUACUUUUAUCUCUUCAACAACCUAGAAAAUGGCUGCUUCUUCAGUUCUCAGAUCAGGCUUUCUUCUUUCUUCUGCUUAUAUUCAAGAUGCCCAUUCUUUCUCUAGCCAGCUGCUGCCUCAUAAACCCUCUAGUACCUCUGUCUCCAACACCAAGCGAAAGCUUCAUGGAGCUGUAGUAGCUGCCUUGGACAAUAAUGCAAGGGAUGAUAACAGUGCCCUGGUUAUAAGAGAGCAGGAACCAAAGCACAGAAGAUCGCUUAACUUCUCUGGAACUAAGCCAUCUACGCCGAUUCUUGAUACUAUAAACUAUCCAAUUCACAUGAAAAAUCUUUCAAUUCAGGACCUUGAGUUAUUGGCUGAUGAACUGCGAGAAGAGAUAGUUUAUACAGUUUCAAAGACCGGAGGGCACUUGAGUUCAAGUUUAGGAGUUGCAGAGAUAACAGUGGCACUUCACCAUGUAUUUAACACUCCUGAAGAUAAAAUCAUCUGGGAUGUUGGCCAUCAGGCCUACCCACAUAAGAUUUUAACAGGCAGGAGAUCAAGAAUGCCUACAAUUCGACAAACUUUUGGGCUUGCUGGGUUCCCCAAGAGGGAUGAAAGUGAACAUGAUGCCUUUGGAGUUGGACAUAGUUCUACCAGCAUUUCAGCUGGGCUAGGUAUGGCAGUUGGUAGAGACUUGGUGGGGAAGAACAAUCAUGUAAUUGCAGUUAUAGGUGAUGGUGCUAUGACAGCAGGACAGGCAUAUGAGGCAAUGAACAAUGCAGGAUAUCUUGAUUCAAAUCUCAUUAUAAUCUUGAAUGACAAUAAACAAGUUUCUUUGCCUACUGCUACUGUGGAUGGCCCCGCACCUCCUGUUGGUGCUCUAAGCAAAGCCUUAACUAAGCUACAAUCAAGUAGGAAGGUUCGCCAGUUGCGUGAAGCUGCUAAGGGAAUCACAAAGCAAAUUGGAGGGCAAACACAUGAGAUUGCAGCUAAAGUUGAUUCCAUUGUAAGAGGAAUGGCUGCUGGUUCUGGCGCUAGCUUAUUUGAAGAGCUAGGACUCUACUAUAUUGGUCCAGUAGAUGGCCACAGCGUGGAGGACCUUGUAACUAUAUUAAAGAAGGUCAAGUCAUUGCCAACACCAGGACCUGUUCUUAUCCAUGUAAUCACCGAGAAAGGAAAGGGCUAUAUCCCAGCUGAAAUAGCUGCUGAUAAAAUGCAUGGUGUUGUGAAAUUUGAUCCAACAUCUGGGAAACAAUUGAAGUCCAAAUCAAGUACUCGUUCCUACACUCAAUACUUUGCAGAGUCUUUGAUUGCUGAAGCAGAGAGAGAUGAUAAAAUCGUAGCCAUCCACGCUGCAAUGGGAGGAGGCACAGGGCUUAAUUUGUUUCAAAAACAAUUCCCAGAUAGAUGUUUUGAUGUUGGGAUAGCAGAACAACAUGCUGUUACCUUCGCUGCUGGUCUAGCUACCGAAGGCCUAAAACCUUUCUGUGCUAUUUACUCUUCUUUCCUCCAAAGAGGCUAUGAUCAGGUGGUACAUGAUGUUGACCUUCAAAAGCUACCAGUGAGAUUUGCAAUAGACAGGGCUGGCCUUGUUGGUGCAGACGGUCCAACCCAUUGUGGAGCCUUUGAUGUUACUUACAUGGCUUGUUUACCUAAUAUGGUGGUUAUGGCCCCUUCUGAUGAGACUGAACUGAUGCACAUGGUGGCUACUGCCGCAGCCAUUGAUGACCGCCCUAGUUGCUUUAGGUACCCUAGAGGAAAUGGCAUCGGUAACCCUCUUCCACCAAACAACAAGGGGACACCUUUAGAGAUUGGUAAAGGAAGAAUUCUAAGGCAGGGAAGCAGAGUUGCUAUUCUGGGGUAUGGAACAAUAGUACAAAAUUGCUUAGCAGCAGCUGAUCUUCUUCCAAAAUAUGGCAUCUCAGCAACAGUGGCUGACGCAAGAUUCUGCAAACCUCUUGAUGGAGAAUUGAUUAGGCAGCUAGCUCAAGAGCAUGAGAUACUCAUCACAGCUGAAGAAGGAUCCAUAGGAGGAUUUGGUUCUCAUGUUGCUCAUUUCUUGUGCUUAAACGGAUUACUAGAUGGAAAUCUUAAGUUGAGGCCUAUGGUACUUCCUGAUAGAUACAUCGACCAUGGAUCUCAAGCAGACCAGAUCGAAGAGGCAGGACUCAGUUCAAAGCACAUUGCAGCCACAGUUCUGUCAUUAAUAGGAGGGCAAAAGGAAAGUCUUCACCUGCUAGAAUUAUGAGUGAAAAACACUUCAAGUGUAAUAUCUCUACCUUCUAGCAAAUGGGUCGUCCUCUUCAUUGAUUAUUUUUGUAUAUUUUGAAUACCAAGGAGAGUGUUCUAUAUGCAAAAAUAAGUUGAGAUAUGUACUGCAAUAUUAGCAUACCUAGGCAGGAUAAAUCUUUCCCUGCAUGUAUUAAUCAAAUUCCAUUGUUUAAUUCCAACUUGAAGCAAAUUCCAAGUAA